UCCUCCUAAAUAUUGUUGGUCCAAAUUCUUUCCUUCUCCUAUAUUAUAUAUAUUAUCUCUCAUAAAUUUGCGCUUCCCUUUGGUUUUUUUCUCUAGUCUUUUGUUUCCUCAUCAAUAUUUUUCCUAAUUUUGGUCAUCUAUGUGCUUCUGAUUUACAAAUCCAUGUAUUGAUGUUAAUUAUAAUCAAGAUCAAUAGUAUUCAUGUCUCCAGUACUCAGUGAAGUCCUCCUUUCUGGGUUUAUGAUAAACUCAAGCCUCCGCCGUAGGACUCAUCUUGUUCAAUCCUUCUCUGUUGUCUUUCUUUAUUGGUUUUACGUUUUUUCAUAAAUUAGAUCAUCUUAAUAUAAUUAUUAUAUUCUUAAAUAUCUAGUUAAUUUGGAGCAACAUAUAAAACUUUUUUUUUUUUUUUUUUUUUGCUUUUGAUUGAGAUAUUGAAAUUUGAGGACUUCUAUUUUAAUUUGUACGUACCAAAUUAAUUAAGGCAAGCACAUAUUAUUAUUAUGGCUUCCUCUAGCACUACUGGGGCAUCUUCAGGGUCAAUGAACUCUGAUCAGGAGGAUCAGCAGCAGCUGCAACUGGUUGACCAGCGAAAGCGGAAGAGAAUGCUGUCCAAUAGGGAAUCGGCACGUAGGUCUCGGAUGAAAAAGCAGAAACACCUGGACGAUCUAGCGUCACAGGCCGGUCAGCUAAAGAAUGACAACGGCCAAAUCAUGACCAGCAUCAGCAUCACUACCCAACUUUUGGUCAAUUUUGAGGCUGAGAACUCUAUCCUCAGAGCUCAGAUGGGUGAGCUCACCAACAGAUUACAGUCCCUGAACGAGAUCAUAAACUGUAUUAGUUCAACCGCUAAUUGCCUUUAUGAUCAUGAGAUCGGGGAUGAUUAUGACACCCAGAUGAUAAUUAACGUCAAUGAUGUAAUGAUGAACCCAUGGAAUUCUCUUCUGAAUCAGCCAAUCAUCGCCUCUGCCCAUGAUCAGAUGUACAUGUACUGAUUAAUCCAUAAGGGAUCCAUCUUUUUAGAGCUUUUC
Messenger RNA from Morus notabilis, 1028 nucleotides. Its product is annotated as bZIP transcription factor 11. Gene Ontology annotation, biological process: positive regulation of DNA-templated transcription. The coding region runs from base 501 to 992 and encodes 163 amino acids. Gene Ontology annotation, cellular component: nucleus. The transcript has a single exon. Gene Ontology annotation, molecular function: transcription cis-regulatory region binding; DNA-binding transcription factor activity. The record is from RefSeq and is a predicted model, not a curated record. NCBI's taxonomy places the organism in Eukaryota, Viridiplantae, Streptophyta, Magnoliopsida, Rosales, Moraceae.